Messenger RNA from Dermacentor andersoni, 1971 nucleotides. RefSeq lists its product as uncharacterized. Gene Ontology annotation, biological process: proteolysis. Gene Ontology annotation, molecular function: metalloendopeptidase activity. NCBI's taxonomy places the organism in Eukaryota, Metazoa, Arthropoda, Arachnida, Ixodida, Ixodidae. The record is from RefSeq and is a predicted model, not a curated record.
AUGGCGGAGCUUGAGGAGAUCAUCUCACCUAUUAGCAGAGCUUACGCGCUCGUAAUCGUCAAGCCAAUCCUCAAGGUCUUCACCGCGAAGAUCAGCGGACAGACGAGGAUCACGCUGGUGGCCACAGCUCUUCUUUUUGAGCUCGAUGACAUGCUCCUCCAUCGCCGAUUCUCCCCGCUGGCGUUCGCCCUGCUCACGGAACAUGUGAGUACACCUGAUUCAAGCACGAGCGUCACAUCGUCCACGCCUGCCUCUCCAACUGCAGAGCAACCAAACGCCAUUCUACUACAGCCGAAAAUCGCGACGGCAUCGAGUGUUUCCGGCGCACUCUCGGAUGGGGACGUCAAUGCGACAACUCCGGCGAAUAGACUUUCAUUUCCUGUGACCUACAGCUGGAAGGCUCAGAGCUUAAGUUCUACGAUCCCGGCGUCGCAGGCGAUGCCACGGAACUUGGAUCUUACAUCCCCUGGGGCAACAACGCAAGACCUUAGCACUACGUCUCCGGCGCUGGAAGCCGUGACGAAUCAUGCUGCGGCUGGCACUUCGGUCGCACCUCAAAGUGUAAGCACCGUGCAACCGUUAUCUAGCUCGCGAUUGCCCCGCGAAAACGGUAACUUCAAGUCACGGGCAUUCGAUGUAAUUUCAUCGGGCUUAGCUGACAUUGCGAGGAAAAUUCCCAGCACGGACACACUGCCAAUACCAAGAGCGGCGAGUCACGUGCCUGGCUCGGCGUCCUCGUUUCCCAAAAAGGAAGGCGUGAACGUGGCAAAUCCUAUCUCGACGCGGCUGGAGACGGCAACGCACAGUCACGAGAGUCAGCGCGAUCCGCCGCGUCACGUUAUCUCCUUUGAGGAACGCCCGGACGACGACGCGAAGAGCGCCGGUCCUGCCAAGGCUCCUGCAACUCGGUGCUACUGCGAAACGAUAAGGGAAGACCUUAGUUCCGACGCUGCGUCAUCGCUCGCUGAAAGCACGCCGCUUGAAGACGUGGCGGAGAGCAUGAAGCCAGAAGUCAACGGGCCGACCACUGCCUCACAAAACGCUGCGUCAUCGCUCGCUGAAAGCACGCCGCUUGAAGACGUGGCGGAGAGCAUGAAGCCAGAAGUCAACGGGCCGACCACUGCCUCACAAAACGCUGCGUCAUCGCUCGCUGAAAGCACGCCGCUUGAAGACGUGGCGGAGAGCAUAAAGCCAGAAGUCAACGGGCCGACCACUGCCUCAGAAAACGCUGCGUCAUCGCUCAGUAAACUCACGCCGCUUGAGCACGUAGCGGACAGCGGAGGGCCUGAAGCCAGAGAGUCGACCCCUGCCUCGGACGACACUGCGAAGGUGACCUGGUCUGCCAUUGUGACGAAGCAAGACACAUUCGAAAUGACGUCCCUACUGUCGGAGACGAGUGCCAGCAAUAAAACUUACGCACCGCCAUAUGAUUUUGACGCCACGAGAAAGAAGCCACACAGCGGGGAUCAAGUGAUGUGCAACAGCUCGUUCUGCCUGCACGAAGCGACUCGUCUGUCUGCGAUCUUUCAUCGCAACCUAGACCCCUGCGACGACUUCUACGCGUUCGCCUGCCAGGACUGGCUGGUAACCUCCAGUGACCAGGAAAAGUACGAGCACGUGAACGACGCACUCUCUGGAACCGUCGAAGAGCUGGCAAAGGGUAUUCUCGAAGCCGGACCGUCGUCAACAAUGGCUCCACUGUUGCGACUUUACGAAGCUUGCAUGCAAGACGCCUCAGCAAGUGGCGCUGACUUGCGUGAAACGCUGGCAUCGUUUGGACUGGACAUCACCAAGGUCGAUGCCCCGUCGCCUGAAGACGUGUUGGUGGCAGCAGCGAACGUGCUUCUCGGGCUUGGGAUCGCACCGCUUUUGUCAAUAGUCUUGCAACCGAAUCCUGAAGUCAAGGGUGCCACGAUAUUAGCGGUAAAAACAAUAAUUGAUCUUCAUAAAAUUGGAGUGCCUGAUAUGUAA